AUGGCUGUCCGGGGUCCUAAACCCGACCGCCACGGACGGGGACGAGCAGGUGUCCUCCGCUGCAGAGUCGUAGGACUCCAGCGCCUUCACAAUUGGGCGUCCGAAGCCAGAAAAGAACCCCAAACACACGGGGGCAGGUAUAACCCCUCAGAGGUGCAGCAGACAGGCCCGCAUCGCAGAGGAGGUCCCCGACCUCAAGCUUGGAGAGGAAGCAAACAGCGCUUCCCGAGUAAGUCACAGAGCGGGACCCGCUGGGUCGCAGAGUUGCAACAGCCGGAGAGCUCACGACAGCGGGGCCAAAACGACCCCCCUUCGUCUUCGAAGCGCAAAGCCAGGGAGAACCGGACUCGGCUGCUCGCGCCCUGCGUUGCCCUUCGGCGGAAGGUGGCUCCCCGCCGCCGGAGCCCAGCCGCCGUGCGCCCGGGCUCCGCUACCCCGGGGUGGCUGCCUGGGCAUCCGCCGCCGGACCGACCACCGUCCCCCGGUGCCGGACAAACUUCCUCCUUUCUGAGCCCCCGAGUCUUGGGCUGCAGGCGCCCCCGCCCGGCCCGGCGAGCUUCGUCCCUGCCCCUCCGUAACCCCCGGCCCCGGGCGCGUAGCGGUCGCCGCGCGUCGGCUCCAACAAAGCCCGCAGCCCGGAGGCGACCUGGAGAAGGGCCGGGAGUGGCGGCUGAGGUUGCCCAAGCCCGGCGAAGGCACACCUCGACCGGGCGAGUGCAGCGGGGACGUGGCGGGCAGAGAAAAGGGAAGAAAGUAUCUCCUCUCGGCGCGAACGCCCUGCCCUCUUCGCUGGUCCUCGCUCGCUCUGCUCCCCCUGCCCGAGCGCGUCCGCCUGUCCUGGUGGCAGUUGGCAGGGACAGAAGGGGAGGUAGAGGGGACGCGGUGGCCUGGCGGGAGAGCCGCUCCCUUACCUCUGUCCAGAGUGAGCGGCUGGACCACUGUCAAUGUCGCCAUGUCUGCCGUGGGAGCCGAAGUGACGCUCGGCUUCAGCAGCAGCAACCGCUGGAGAGUUCAGGAAAAACAACCUUCAUCAGGUCACAAAUUUUGUUGAAGCGUUUAGUGAAAAACAAAUUAAAUUGUUUCCGCCCUGUUGUCCACGUCUGCAAGUCUUUCCAUUUUUGCUCCGUCCCUGCACCCCAAGCACCAACCAGCCCAGCCGUCAGCCUGCUCUCUCUCUCGAGUCUGUCUCAGUUUGGCUUAUUAUUGAGUUUGUUCAUUAAAUUCCACGUAUGA
This is a messenger RNA of Artibeus jamaicensis (Jamaican fruit-eating bat), 1233 nucleotides long. RefSeq names its product translation initiation factor IF-2. Lineage: Eukaryota; Metazoa; Chordata; Mammalia; Chiroptera; Phyllostomidae. The transcript has 4 exons. The record is from RefSeq and is a predicted model, not a curated record. The coding region runs from base 1 to 1233 and encodes 410 amino acids.